Heterobilharzia americana is the source of this 572-nucleotide messenger RNA. Lineage: Eukaryota; Metazoa; Platyhelminthes; Trematoda; Strigeidida; Schistosomatidae. The record is from the annotation of a GenBank genome assembly.
AUAUUGAAAAAGGAGAAAAUAUUGAAGAAAAAACUAUUGAAGACUGUUAUAUGGAAAGCCUUGAGACGGAAAAAUGCGUAGACAGUAAAGUGGCUGCUGAAGCAUUGAAGUGGAUUUCCGAUGUGGAAAGUUUCUAUAAUAAUUCUUCCCAAAUACCAUCAAAGGUUGCCAGCGAAAAUGUCGAUAUAAGACACAAAGAUCAAGAAUCUCAGACUGAAGUAUGCCAAAGAAAAGAUGAUGACUGCUCACUAGUAUUUUCGGUCAUGAUACCAGUAAGCAUUUUAUUGCGAUCUAAUCUCAGUGGAGGUCUUAGCGAAGUAUUUGGUAAAGCCAAUGGACACAUACAACCUACCCUCAGAAACUGGACGCUUCAUACAACAGAUUACCAACAACCCUAGAAACGUCUGUGAUCUGGAUGGGUCGAAGUCUUUUUCGUGUUUCUUGAACGGGAUCUAGCACGUCUCAUGAAAUAUUUCGACGCACAUAGUUCAUCCAGUAAGGUUCUGAAGGACCAAGUAAACUUGAUGAAAGAAGAGAAUACCCAACUGUCGAAAGAAUUAAUGGAUGCACAA